Messenger RNA from Ornithorhynchus anatinus (platypus), 1566 nucleotides. RefSeq names its product protoheme IX farnesyltransferase, mitochondrial. Lineage: Eukaryota; Metazoa; Chordata; Mammalia; Monotremata; Ornithorhynchidae. Gene Ontology annotation, molecular function: protoheme IX farnesyltransferase activity. Gene Ontology annotation, biological process: heme biosynthetic process. The coding region runs from base 1 to 1482 and encodes 493 amino acids. Gene Ontology annotation, cellular component: mitochondrion; membrane. The transcript has 9 exons. The record is from RefSeq and is a predicted model, not a curated record.
AUGCCUGGGGGUCUCUUCACGGGGCCCGUCCUGGAGCAGCACCGAUGUGAAUUUAACCGAAUAAUGAAGAAGCACACAAUUAAUAAAGUCUACGGGUACUGCGAGGAGGAGCUGCUGUCUCGGUCAAUUUGGGGCUGGGAGAGCGGGUUUCAGCCGAACAUCCAGACACCCUCGGUCACGAGGUCGCAGCUCCUCCUGCCCCGCCGCCGACCCCCAGACACAGGGUGGGUAAGGACGUGCGGCCGGCCCCCCGAGAGAAGAGCCGUUGGGCGGGCGCCGCCGCCCCGGGUUCCGCAUCUUUUUGGGAACGUUCGUAAAGGGAGGAUCACGUUUCAGCACUUCAGCUUCCUCAAGCGCCUGUACGUGACCCAGGUGAACAGAGACCUCAGCCAGCGAGCGAAACCCAAGCCGGAACCGUCGACCGACCCCUUUCUCGAGAAGACCGCCCCGGCUCCGGCCGAAACGCUUCCGCGGGCGCUCGGCCCCGUGGCGCCGCCCUGCCCGCCCGCGCCGUCGGCCGGAGGGGGAGCGGAAGGAUCGGAGGCGGCCUCGCCGGCGGGACCGGCCCUCGGGGACGAGAGACGGUGGAAGGAGAUGGAGCUCAAGCUGGAUGACUUACCGGGAGUUCUGGCCCGCUUGUCCAAAAUCAAACUCACAGCCCUGGUGGUGAGCACGGCCUCCGCUGGAUUCGCCCUGGCUCCGGUCCCCUUUGACCUGACGUGUUUCGUCCUCGCCUCCGCGGGAACGGGCCUCGCCUCUUGCGCCGCCAACUCCGUGAACCAGUUCUUUGAGGUGCCAUUUGACUCGAACAUGAACAGAACGAAGAACAGACCUUUGGUUCGGGGGCAGAUCAGCCCCUUGGUCGCGGUGUCCUUCGCCGCCUGCUGUGCCGUGCCGGGGAUCGCCCUGCUCGCCUUGGCAGUCAACCCGCUGACCGGCGCCCUGGGAGCCUUCAACAUCUUCCUGUACACCUGCUGCUAUACGCCCCUGAAGAGGAUCAGCAUCGCCAACACCUGGGUGGGCGCUCUGGUGGGAGCCAUCCCGCCCGUCAUGGGCUGGACGGCAGCCACGGGCAGCCUGGACGCCGGUGCGCUGCUGCUGGGUGGCAUCCUCUACUCCUGGCAGUUCCCUCACUUCAACGCCCUGAGCUGGGGCCUGCGGGAAGACUAUUCGCGCGGAGGGUACCGCAUGAUGUCCGUGACCCACCCGGCCCUUUGCCGGCGGGUGGCGCUGCGCCACUGCCUGGCCCUGACGGGGCUCUCGGCCGCGGCCCCCGCCCUGGACGUCACCACCUGGACCUUCCCCGUCGUCGCCCUCCCCAUCAACGCCUACAUCGCCUACCUCGGCUUCCGGUUCUACCGGCAGGCGGACCGCGGCAGCUCCCGCAGGCUCUUCUUCUGCAGCCUCUGGCACCUGCCCCUCUUCCUGCUCCUCAUGCUCACCUGCAAGAAGGCCCCGGCCCGGCGGGAGCCCGCCCGCUGACGAGGGGCCCGGGGCCGGGCCGGCCCCGGGGCGAUGUCGGGGGAGGACGGCGCCCUUCGGAGGCAGUUGACCCGCGAGGAACGU